AUGUCCGGACAAUCACCACGCCUUGGGCACAUCGCGCUCACAGCGCAAUCACAACCGGCAGAGCCAACAUUACCCAGGACUAGCAAGGAUACACAUCCUUCAAGGAAACCAACGCACCAUCCAUCGGCCACCUUACAGACGCAUACACCAGCCGCCGCACAGGCGCAUCCAUCACCCGCCUCACAGACUCAUCCACAAGCCGCCUCACAGGCGCAUCCACAAGCCGCCUCACAUGCGUAUCCACCAGCCGCCUCACAGGCGCAUCCACCAGCCGCCGCACAGGCGCAUCCUCAAGCCGCCUCCCAGGCGCAUCCACAAGCCACCGCACAGAAGCAUCCACCAGCCGCCUCACAGGCUCCUCCGCUAGCCGCCUCCCAGGCGCAUUCACAAACGCAUCCACCAGCCGCCUCACAGGCGCCUCCGCAAGCCGCCUUCCAGGCACAUCCACAAGUCGCCUCACAGGUGCAUCCACAAGCCGCCUCACAGGCGCAUCCACAAUCCGCCUCACAGGCGCACCCACAAGUCGCCGCACAGACGCAUCGAUCUGCCACAUCACAGACGCAUCCACCACCCGCCGCACAUGCGCAUCUAUCACCCGCCUCACAGGCGCAUCCACAGGCCGCCUCACAGGCGCAUCCAUCGGUCAGCUUACAGACGCAUCCACCAGCCGCCGCACAGGCGCAUCCAUAA
Messenger RNA from Drosophila eugracilis, 690 nucleotides. Its product is annotated as splicing factor 3A subunit 2-like. The record is from RefSeq and is a predicted model, not a curated record. Lineage: Eukaryota; Metazoa; Arthropoda; Insecta; Diptera; Drosophilidae. The transcript is spliced from 2 exons. Bases 1 to 690 code for a protein of 229 amino acids.